This is a messenger RNA of Lates calcarifer (barramundi perch), 1828 nucleotides long. RefSeq names its product proteasome activator subunit 3 interacting protein 1 (gene psme3ip1). Lineage: Eukaryota; Metazoa; Chordata; Actinopteri; Centropomidae. The transcript has 7 exons. Bases 76 to 903 code for a protein of 275 amino acids. Gene Ontology annotation, cellular component: nucleus. The record is from RefSeq and is a predicted model, not a curated record.
AUUUCUGACGAACCACUUUUACAGUGACUCAAAACGUCAUUGAUUUGGAGCAGUAAACCAACAUUGACUGUUGUAAUGGCAGGGGGAGGGGCAGCAGGUGUGGACCUCAGCAGGAAGUUUGUGUCGGAGGCAGAACUCGAUGAGAAGAGAAAGAAGAGACAGGAGGAGUGGGAGAAAGUCAGGAAACCUGAUGACCCAGAGGAGGCCCCAGAAGAGGAGUACGACCCACGUUCCCUUUUUGAGCGACUGCAGGAGCAGAAAGACAAGAAGCAAGAGGAAUAUGAGGAGCAAUUCAAAUUCAGGAACAUGGUGAGGGGAUUGGAUGAGGAUGAGACCAGCUUCCUGGACGAGGUCUCCCGGCAACAGAGCCUGGUAGAGAAGCAACGCAGGGACGAGGAGAAGCAGGAACUGUUGGAAUACAGAAGCGCUCUAGUGAAGCAAGCAUCCACUGAAAGCCGCAAAGAGCCUGAAAAGAAGACAGCACCUAAACAUUCAGGGUCAGAGCAAAGGACCAGCCACCUGUCCCAGGCCCAUUUAUUGGCUGGGGCUGUAAAGAGACGCAGUUCCUCCCAGUCAUCAGACAGCAGUAAGAAACAGAAGGUGGAAAUCACAACGACAGGAAAUGGAGACAGACACACAGAACAGGAGGGAGGAGCAGGAGGAGGAGCAGGGGGAGCUGAAGAUCAACAGACAGUCCCCGGCCUGACGGCAAAGAGCCCCUCAGCUCCCCUGAGCUCCAGUCAAGGUGUGUUACACCUGCCGUCGGCAGCCGUGUGCGUCGGCGUUUUACCGGGACUGUGGGUUUAUUCUGGCAGCAGCGACUCUGACAGCAGCUCGGACAGCGAAGGUAGCGUGGAUACAAUCAUGUUGCCGUACCCCCGGCACAGCAGGGCUUACAGAUAGACACACAACAGCACCCACACAUAUACACACACACGUCUUCAGCAUGUUUGCCUGCCUUUAGAAUGGUUUGCAAACAGUCAGAAAAGGUAAACUCACAAAAGACAUGCACUCACACAGACAGAUUAAAGGUCAUAAAGACACACACACACACACACCACACACACACACACAUACACACAAAACAGAGCUUACAGAAAUGGACCUACAGGCCACACAAGUACAUAUCAUGUCCAUACACUGACAACACAAGCAAACAUUUUCAGUAUUCCUGUUGAUUUCACAGCUGUGAGUUGAACUGUUGCUCUUUGUCACCAGACAAAGAUCAGCCCAGUAAUAUAAUCCUAGCAGUAACAUUCAAACCAAUUUAAACUCUAUUCUGAACUAAAUCUGUGUAUCUAUUUGUGAUUUUUUUUUUUGCUAUUGUGGCACUUAAACAUGACACCUCCACCCUUCCUUCCCUUAAUCACAUCUCACGCAGUUUAAGCCGAGCCACCAAUCCCGCAAUGCCUACCCUGAUGACAUCCUGCCCCCCCCCCCCCCUCACACCCCACUCCCAACCCAAGCCACAGCGACUGCAAGCUGUGCUAUUGGCUGAGGGAACAGUGAUUGACAGCUGUGGAGCAAGGAAGAGACUGCUUUAGACUGUGUCACAUGACUCACACCUUUUUAGCUAUCAGCAGCAGAGGAGAGAGAGAGUACCGGGGCAGGACACGCUUCUUUCUCUCUUUGGGUUCAAUGCAAAGUUUGAGUGGUUUGAAAAAUAAUGUUUUUAAUUUGUGUGACGUAAUGUGUUUUCUCAUCAGUAGUUUGUUUCAAAGUGACAUCAUGCUGGAAAGAUGCUGGACUGUUUGCUGCUGUCUCAGGCGUUGGAGCUUUAUUUUGUUGGUGAAAGUCUGAGCAGAGAAAUAAAGAGCUUUCCCUUGUA